AGCCAAAAUUUGAAGAGUUAUUUGGAUUCUUUGAGUCUUUGAGCUGUAUUAGUAAUUUUUGUAAAUAAACAUGGAAAUAAAUUGCGCUGUCUAUGCAUUGAAGAUAAUUCUUUCUUGUAAGUGAUUUAGUAAAUUAUUUGUAUGAACACAUAUCUAAAUUGUUGAACAAUUAUUUAUCUUAUAGGGUUGAUACUUUCUAAAUUGAAUAUUAAAUUCCAAUAUGUCGUAAGAUUUAAGAAUAACUGAGGUUAGAUGUUCAGUAUUAGUAUUAUUCGGUAGGCCUUACUAUAAAAUUAUUACUAGACUAGAUCUAUUGUAUAUUUAGGUUAUUGUUUCAAAUAAAAUGUAAAAGUAAAAACGCGAUAAAAAUGAAUCGUGAAAUGAAUCAUAUAUUUUCAUCAAAAAAGUUAAUGUUUUUAAGUUAACCGUCCUAGCAACAGUAUACAACAAGAUGGCGAAAAUCGUUAUCGCAGGGCGGUCAGAUUGCCCAUAUUUUGCCAGAAUUGAACUUUUAGGUGAUCGUCUGGCAAAAAACUUGAAAAAAUUCAAACUGCACAAGAUUAUGGUACAGCCAGAUCAAUGGGAUGCUUGGCUAAAAGACACAUGUGCAGAAAAAGGAUGGGUAUUUUCAUCAUCACCAAUAGUAUGGCGAGAAUUAAUAGACAGGGGAGGGAAAGGUGUCCUUAUAGGAGGAGCAAAUGAAUUCCAAGAGUACAUCAAAGCCUACUAUGAUUUAGAGUCAGAAAUGAACAGUUACGACAUGAGGUCGAUAGGGGCUGAAAACAAAAUCACAAAAGAUGAGCUAGAUGCUGAGGAGAGAUACUACAGCUCCCUAAGCAACCCAGUUAAUAUCUGUAUCACAAACUCCAUUAGCCCAACCUGCUAUCACUUGAUACACUCCGUUACAUCAGGCAAAGUUCUGGGUCCUAAGGUUGAGAUGAACAUACGUCUGCUGGUGACGUCGGAGGAUGAUGUCGAAGCUGUCAGAGGAACUGCCAUGGAGGCAGAAGAUCUGGCGCACCCGUGUUUAAGAAGCGUCAAAGUUUGCAUCAGCGCGGAGGAAGCGUUUGAAAACUGCGAGAUUAUUAUUUGUCUGGAUGAGGUGUUGAGACAGGACUGUGAUUCCUUGCAGGAGUGGCUAAUUAAAAAUGAGACCUUGUUCUCAUAUUACGGUUCAAUUAUAAAUGAAAAGGCUCUUAAAAGUUGUAAGGUUUUGGUCUGUGGUGGUGGCCCAAUCAAUGUCAAUGCUAUGAUGAUAAUCAAGAGUGCAAAAAACCUUGCUAGGCAGAAUGUUGUGGCUGUUGCGACAAAUGUUGAAAACCAUGCAAAGUCAAUAAUAGGAGAGAAACUGUCAGUGAAUCCAGCAGGAGUGGUCAAUUUAUUGGUCUGGGGUAACAUCAACGGGAAGCGAUACCUGGAUGUGAGUCAGUGUCGUGUCCAUGGAUAUGAUGGUGCUAUCAUUGGUCCUUAUUGGUAUUCAGUGAGUGCUAUAGAGAUGCUGCAUGAGAAUAAAUGGAUCAGUGCAGAGCUCCCUGGUUUGGUAGCCUCAAGAAAUAUCAAGGUUUCAAGAAUUAUUGGUAGAGUCACAAGUAUGAGCGCAGCUAACUCCAUCUCUACCCUCUUACGGCACUGGUACAGGGGAUCACCCCAUGGGGAAAUUUUUUCUCUUGGCGUCCACUCUGAAGGUUGGUAUGGAGUCCCAGAAGGCAUUGUUUUCUCAUUUCCUGUGGCAAUGGACCCUAAAGGCUACUGGUAUGUUGUAGAGGACAUAUAUUUAACCCUGGAGACCAAGCAAGGUAUCAAGAAUGGUAUUGAGGAUAUUGUGUUUGAACUGGGCAUCAUACAAGGGGACAUCAGAGCAUCCAAAGCUGAUGUUCUUGGUGAGACCGAGUCACAAGACAAAGACUUCACACCACUGGAAACUGAUAAGACAGAAGUCACCACUACGCGCGGGGCUAGCCCGGUGGAGGGAUAUCUUAGCAGCAUCACCCUGCAACCAGAUAUUGCAGAACUAGAUCCAUCCACAUCUAACCCAGAGUUCUCAACAGAUACAGAUAUAGUCAACCCCUAGAUUUAAAUAUAACGCUGACUUUAUACACAAAUAUCAAGACGUUUAUAACAGACGGAUAAUGUUGACUCCUAUGACAAAAUAUAACGCUGACUAAUCUAAAUCUGAUUGUGAAUUCAGUACCAAAGCUAAAUAAAACCUAGACAAAAGUGAUGAUUUUAAUCAUAUAGAUGUUCUAGUUUUCUUAAUAAUAUGAGCAUACCCUCCAUUUUUUCUUGACCUGCAGUAAGGCUAUUGUAAUUUUUUUUUAAAUAUAAAACUAUUUUCCAUUUUUACUUGUUUGGUUUAUUAUAUCAGGGAUGAAAAAAGUAUGACAUCUAACAUUUUUCAAACAUUUUCACAAAUUAAUUUU
Messenger RNA from Physella acuta, 2420 nucleotides. Its product is annotated as putative malate dehydrogenase 1B. Gene Ontology annotation, biological process: malate metabolic process. NCBI's taxonomy places the organism in Eukaryota, Metazoa, Mollusca, Gastropoda, Physidae. The record is from RefSeq and is a predicted model, not a curated record. Gene Ontology annotation, molecular function: malate dehydrogenase activity; oxidoreductase activity, acting on the CH-OH group of donors, NAD or NADP as acceptor.